Molecule: messenger RNA, 3213 nt
Organism: Aspergillus niger
Lineage: Eukaryota; Fungi; Ascomycota; Eurotiomycetes; Eurotiales; Aspergillaceae
Exons: 3
Coding region: 1-3213 (1070 amino acids)
Biological process (GO): protein phosphorylation; intracellular signal transduction; microtubule cytoskeleton organization
Cellular component (GO): cytoplasm
Molecular function (GO): ATP binding; tau-protein kinase activity; protein serine/threonine kinase activity
Source: RefSeq, a predicted model, not a curated record
AUGAACGACUCCCAACCGCAAUCUUUGCCGCUCACCACCCAUGCCUCCCCAGCCUUGACACCCGCAGCGCCGUCCGAGCAGGACAACAAUCGCUCCCCCGUUUAUCCCGACCUACUGGGUGCUCCGCCCGUCCCGCCGCCAAGGACAUCGUCAACCCACCGCAGUCACCAUGGUUCGAGUGCAAAACCUUCCUCAUCCUCCGCCGAAAAGUCCUCGAGUUCUCGUCACGGAAAGAAUCGAGCCGAUGACCGGAGUGCAAGCCACCGUGAGAGGAAGGGGGAGGACAGCCAAUUUCGCCCGGUGAACGUGCCCGAGGAAUACCCGCAGAGCACGAGCUCCCACGCGCCAGCGGCACCGUCUUCGGAGGAAAACAUGGAAGGUUAUGCAGGCCAGGGCGAGUUGCAGAAGGAGUCAAGCGCAGUGAUCAAUCAGGUCCUGGUGAGUGAUCCGUCUGUGGAUAUCGAGCGGGAGCAGGUCCGGCAGGCCGGCUCAUCGGUGUCCCCAUCGACGGAGAGCGCUCCGGCAUCCGGGCUGGGUUUGGUGGGAAGCGAUGGUGUGGAUGAUGGAGGUCGAGGUGGACUACGAAGUCGGCAUGAUUACUCGGAGCAUGCUGUCAAGCGCAAAGAGACGACGUUCGGUCAGUACAUUCUGGGGCAGACGCUGGGUGAGGGCGAGUUUGGCAAGGUGAAAUUGGGGUGGAAGAGAGACGGCACCAUACAGGUAGCCAUCAAGCUCAUCCGCAGGGAGUCUCUUGGGUCGAAUCCUAGCCGGUUACCCAAGAUCUACCGCGAAAUUUCAAUCCUGCGUGACCUAGCUCACCCGAACAUCGUUCGGCUCCACGAGAUGGUCGAGACGGACCGUCACAUCGGUAUCAUCAUGGAGUACGCCUCUGGGGGUGAGCUCUUCGAUCAUAUUCUGAACAAUCGGUAUCUCAAGGACAAUUCCGCUCGACGCCUGUUUGCGCAACUUGUAUCUGGUGUGGGAUAUCUUCACAAGAAGGGUAUUGUCCAUCGUGACUUGAAGCUGGAGAACCUGUUGCUGGACCGGAAUCGCAACAUUAUCAUCACCGAUUUUGGCUUUGCGAAUACGCCCAACGCCAAGGGUCUGAGGCGAGGUGAUCUGAUGCAAACCAGCUGCGGAAGUCCUUGUUAUGCCGCGCCGGAGCUCGUGGUUAGCGACUCACUGUACACUGGGCGCAAGGUCGACGUUUGGAGCUGUGGUGUGAUUUUGUAUGCUAUGCUUGCGGGAUAUUUGCCCUUUGACGAUGAUCCGGCUAACCCGGACGGUGAUAAUAUCAACUUGUUGUACAAGUACAUUGUCACCACUCCUCUAACAUUCCCGGAAUAUGUGACCCCCCACGCUCGCGAUCUUUUGAGGCGGAUAUUGGUGCCUGAUCCGCGGAAGCGAGCAGACUUGUUUGAAGUGGCCCGGCACAGCUGGCUAAGCGAGUACUCGCACAUCGUUUCCCAUAUCACGAGCAGCACGACCAAGGUUGCGGACAUUGCCACAACCACCGUCUCACAGGGUAUGGAUCUCGCCAUGAAUCCUGCAGGCUCUGCCACUAACCCGGUGUCUCGGGCAGAACCGCACAAGGAAGUGCCGUCGCUGGCACGCAGCGCGUCCGUUCGGGAGCCUCCGAAAACAUACAACAAUAGCCCUGUUCCCUCGGUGGGAGGACUUAUCCACCAUGCAGGAGAUAUUUCCCAAGAGCAGGCGGUCGAACGGUCCAAGACCCCUCGAGACACGAAACGACGAACGGUGCAGGUCGAAUAUGUUGCACCUCAGUCUCAAACUGCGCGGGGCGAGGUUCCUGCCGGCAUGGAUGCAGGUGUCGCGGAGCCAGCUGGGCCGUCGGAGCCUCGACCGACGAGAGCCAGGUCAAACAGUCGACCCAUCGUGCCUAAUAUGCCGUCGGGCACUCUGGCCCGUGAUUUGUCUGGCGCGUCCAACGUGCGGACUGGAGAGCCCAAGGCGGCCGCUGGCCCGGCGCCGGCACCUGUUCCUGGGCACUUGCCUCGCUCGACGUCGGAUGCUUCUGCGCUCACUGGGACGGCACCAACAUCUGCAACUCAUGCCACCCGCCCCACUACCGGUGGCUCCAUGGCCUCGUUCAACGCCGGUCGUUUGCCAUCACGAGGCUCUUAUGGACAGCCGGUUGCACCAACUGUGGCUGCCACGAACGCCCAGGGUCGGCUCGCACAACCCAAGAGCAAGCAAUAUGUUAUCUCCUCUCCUCUCCAGCAGCAAGAUGCGUCGUCCCAACAGUCCAUCGGUCAACCGAGUACACAGCAACUUCCGGCCAAGUUCAACACAACACCCCGACAAGAGCCCCCGAAGGGCCACAAGCGAUCCAACACGGUUUCCAGCAUUGGCGAGAAGCUGUUUGGCCGCUCUGGUUCCAUUUUCGGAGGGCGAGGAGGACAGGGUAGCGGUCCUCGGCAGAAGAAUGGCAAGCGUUAUCCGCCUACGAGUAUGAAGGAACCAUACGGUGGGGAUGACACCCGGAUGUCGAUGGAUUCGCGACGCUCCAUGCAAUACGGAUAUAACCGCAAGACUAGUGAAUCUGGCGUGGAAGGCCGGCCUCGAAGGUUCUCAUUCCUGCCGCCAUCAUUCUCCCUGAAAGGAUUUUCUUCCAGCAGAUCGCAAACUCCUGAUGAAGAGUCGCAAACAGACCGCUCUACCGAAAACCGGGUCGAACCGCGUCCGUCGACCAGUGCAAUGCAGGCGCGUUCGCGCGCUGCUAGCUAUGGGACCCAGGAUGCCAUCGGAGCAGCGCCUGAGGGUGCCCCAGGAGACGAGAUCCUGACCCAGGACGAACCCAUCAACUACCAGGCCCGGAUUGACCAACAGUUCGCCGUACUACACUCCAACCAGUCUGGAAUAUACCAGCCGACCUCUUACAGUGCGACCUCGGCCGAGCAAGUGUACCAGAACGAUAAUGACCAUUAUUAUCGCAACCAGUACGCCAACCACUCGGCACCCAACCACUAUGAGGAGUACUCCGCCCCGUAUGAUAAGGCGCCGCGGCCGUCGAUGCAGGCUGGUCGACCUGGGCGCGGGACUGGCGUUUUACCCAAGAACCACCGCAAGUUUGCAGAUGCGUACGAGUACGAACGCGACUUGGCGCACCGGCCUGGCAGCUCUGGCGCAGCCAGAAAAGUGAUGGAUUUCUUCCGUCGGCGGGCCAAGUCGAGAGCUGGCGAUGACCGAUAG